Messenger RNA from Callorhinus ursinus (northern fur seal), 3464 nucleotides. It is a transcript of the gene FZR1, whose product is annotated as fizzy and cell division cycle 20 related 1. The record is from RefSeq and is a predicted model, not a curated record. Gene Ontology annotation, biological process: positive regulation of ubiquitin protein ligase activity; positive regulation of anaphase-promoting complex-dependent catabolic process; anaphase-promoting complex-dependent catabolic process. Gene Ontology annotation, cellular component: anaphase-promoting complex. Gene Ontology annotation, molecular function: protein binding; ubiquitin ligase activator activity; anaphase-promoting complex binding. NCBI's taxonomy places the organism in Eukaryota, Metazoa, Chordata, Mammalia, Carnivora, Otariidae.
CGCGCGCGGCGGAGGAGGGCUCCGGGAGGCCGCGGAACAGCGACCGCCGCCAUAUUAAGGAGCACGGAGCCCGGGGUCCCGUUGGCGGCGGCCGCGGCAGGACCAGUGGAGCUGCGGCCGGCGGCGGCCGGCGCGGCGCGGCGCCGGGAGAGGCGGGGUCGGCGGAGCCAGCGGGCGACCGGAGCGAGCCAGGCUGACCUUGGCCGGCUGACGUUGGCCGGCGGGCUGGGCCUGCCCUGCGUCGCCAUGGACCAGGACUAUGAGCGGCGCCUCCUCCGGCAGAUCGUUGUUCAGAACGAGAACACGAUGCCCUGCGUGGCAGAGAUGCGGCGAACCCUGACGCCCGCCAACUCUCCCGUGUCCUCCCCCAGCAAGCAUGGAGACCGCUUCAUCCCCUCCAGGGCCGGGGCCAACUGGAGCGUGAAUUUCCACAGGAUCAAUGAGAAUGAGAAGUCUCCCAGCCAGAACCGGAAGGCCAAGGACGCCACCUCAGACAACGGCAAAGACGGCCUGGCCUACUCCGCCUUGCUGAAGAACGAGCUGCUGGGAGCCGGCAUCGAGAAGGUGCAGGACCCGCAGACAGAGGACCGCAGGCUGCAGCCUUCCACACCUGAGAAGAAGGGCCUGUUCACGUAUUCCCUCAGCGCCAAGCGCUCCAGCCCUGACGACGGCAAUGACGUGUCUCCCUACUCCUUGUCCCCAGUCAGCAACAAAAGUCAGAAGCUACUGCGGUCGCCGCGGAAACCUACCCGCAAGAUCUCCAAGAUCCCCUUCAAGGUCCUGGACGCACCAGAGCUGCAGGACGACUUCUACCUGAACCUAGUGGACUGGUCAUCCCUCAACGUGCUUAGCGUGGGGCUGGGGACCUGCGUGUACCUGUGGAGCGCCUGCACCAGCCAGGUGACCCGGCUCUGUGACCUCUCAGUGGAAGGGGACUCGGUGACGUCUGUGGGCUGGUCUGAACGGGGCAACCUGGUGGCUGUGGGCACGCACAAGGGCUUUGUGCAGAUCUGGGAUGCGGCUGCGGGGAAGAAGCUGUCCAUGCUGGAAGGCCACACGGCACGCGUCGGGGCGCUGGCCUGGAAUGCUGACCAGCUCUCAUCUGGGAGCCGGGACCGCAUGAUCCUGCAGAGGGACAUCCGGACCCCGCCCCUGCAGUCCGAGCGGCGGCUGCAGGGCCACCGGCAGGAGGUGUGUGGGCUCAAGUGGUCCACAGACCACCAGCUUCUCGCCUCGGGGGGCAACGACAACAAGCUGCUGGUCUGGAACCACUCAAGCCUGAGCCCGGUGCAGCAGUACACAGAGCAUCUGGCGGCCGUGAAGGCCAUUGCCUGGUCCCCACACCAGCACGGGCUGCUGGCGUCCGGUGGCGGCACGGCGGACCGCUGCAUCCGCUUCUGGAACACGCUCACAGGGCAGCCGCUGCAGUGCAUCGACACGGGCUCCCAGGUGUGCAACCUUGCCUGGUCCAAGCACGCCAACGAACUGGUGAGCACGCACGGCUAUUCGCAGAACCAGAUCUUGGUCUGGAAGUACCCGUCCCUGACCCAGGUGGCAAAGCUGACCGGGCACUCCUACAGGGUCUUGUACCUGGCCAUGUCCCCUGAUGGAGAGGCCAUAGUCACUGGUGCUGGGGACGAAACGCUGAGGUUCUGGAAUGUCUUUAGCAAAACCCGUUCGACAAAGGUAAAGUGGGAGUCCGUGUCAGUCCUCAACCUCUUCACCAGGAUCCGGUAAAGCCUCGGGCCUCACCGUCCGGGUCAGAAGAGUCCCACCUCUCAUCGGCGUGCAUGGACCCUCCCCUCCCCAGCACAUGGUCCCUAGAGGAGACAGCCGGGGCGGGUGGGGAGUUGGGCCUGGAGAGACCCUGAAGAUUCUCAUUAAAGCCUGAUUGCGAACCCUGGCAGCCGGUGUUUGGGGCGGGGACAUGGCCGGGCCCCAGCAGGAGAUGGGGCCCCAGCAGGGACCAUCUGUCUGGCUGCUCUGCUCGGAGCACGAUGGACGCCUCCUGGGACCCAGCCUGCUUCUGUCUGCGUCCGCCGCUGCAUCGUCGGGGCUGCAUGCUCUUCCCAGAAGCACGUGCUCACUGCCACCACCGCAUCACCACUCACGCCUACGGGACAGACAGCUGGACGCCAGGCCGGUCAGAUGGGGCUGGGCAGACGGCUGGGGUCAGCCCAUGGAUCAGAGGGACAGAGCCGCCACCUGACAGGUUUCUCUGCGGCCAGUCCUGCCGCCCUUUCCCUGGCAGCCAUGCCACUGACUUUCUCGGGGGCACGGCGCCACGUCAGGAGCGGGCCCCGGGCAGUGUCCAGGCCGAAGGAGGUCAUCUUGAGAUGGACUUGUUGUCUCAGGAAAAUGAGACAGGCCCACUCGCUGUGUUGUGCUUACCCUGACCCUGCGCUGUCCUUGUUACUAACGGGGGUCACGGCCCUGUUUUAUCCCCAAGCAGGACUCGGGUGCUUGUGGCCUGCUGGGCAGCUGGUCAGGGUGACCCAAGGGCAGAAUCGACCCUAAGGGCUGGGUCCUGUGGGCAUCUGGCCCCUCCUCCCCAGCCCCUUCCCCUACCCCAGGCCGCCCCAUUGGGUCCUGUCCAUCCGUGACAUUGCCGUGGGGCAGCCAGGGGAGGAGGCACCCGUAGGUCCCUCCAGAAACUUCCUGAGCUUCCCCCAACCCACUCUGCUCUGUCCCCAGCUGCACGUGAGCCCAUCCCCUCCUGCUUCGUGUCCAGACCAGGAGACGAAAAGGGAGGGAGGGAGGGAGGGAGGGCCUGCAUGUGGCCAGGGGCCUGAGUAGGAGUCCUCCCCCUCCUGCUCCCCUCCUGGAUCCCGGGGUGCUGAUGGAGUGGACAGGGUGGGGCAGGCCUGGGCUGGGGGGGCGUCCAGCAGAGCCCCUCCAGGUCCCAGUGGCCUUGUGUGUGCACGUGUAUAUACGUACUUGUGACUUUCUUUGGGUUUGUUUGUGUUCUUGUAGAUUGGUCCCAGAAAAGUUUCAGGCUGGUGGGAAAGGAGCAGUGGCUCACCCACUACCCAUUUGGGGGGGGGGGGCAGCGCUUACCGCUCCUGAUCAGCUGAACCUGCCUGAGCCAGGGGGAGCGGUGGGAGCCCGCCUCCCCAGCCCCAGGCCCCGCAUCUGCCUGCCGCGGGGACAGACGAGGGACAGUGUACAUAGAUGUGUGUAUUUUGAUUGGUCAAGUUAUUUUUGUUUGAGUGUUUUUUUAAGAAAACACUCCUGACUCGGCCACGUGCUCGCCUUGUGCAGUUGCCGGAGCCCAGGAGCUGGCUGUGCCUGUGGGACUGUGCCCCCCAGCCUGUCGGACCCACGCCUGGGAGUUGGGACAGCGAGGUGGGGGUCUGCGUGGGGCUAACUGCACGGGCAGGGGACGGAGGGGCGCCUGGUGCAGAGCAAGCCUUGUUUCUUGUGAAAUGCGUCGUCGUCAUUAAAGCAGUUGUGGGUUCAUGCAC